AUGAUUAUAUCGUACUAUUUGGUACCGCUUGUGUUGCCGUUGUACAUCGCACAAGUAACGGUAUCAAAUGAUGGCGAUCAGUCAAUACAAGCAGACCUGGGAAAUGGCGAUAAAAUAAUUACUAUGGCUAGUGAUAAUAAAGCAAACGAAAAACGAUUCAAAUGUAUAGUAUGCGAUAGAACGUUCAAAACAUCCGGCAAUUUGAAGAAACACGAUUUGACGCACGGAAACGUACGACCAUUCAAAUGUGCUAUGUGCGAUAAAGCUUUCAAACAGUGUCGCUAUCUGAAAGAACAUAUGCAAAUACAUUCGGAUCGCAACAAAUCAGAAUGCAGUGUAUGUAAAAAAGAAUUCAAACAGUGCCGCUAUCUUAAAAAACAUAUGAAAAUACAUAUGGAACGAAACACAUCGGAAUGUAUUGUAUGUAAAAAAGAAUUCAAACAGCGCGGCAAUAUGAGAGAACAUAUGAAGACACAUACGGACAUUAAAAAGAUACUGAAAUGCAGCGUAUGCGGUAAAGCAUUCAGAUACUGUUCAAAUUUGCUGAGGCACAAAUUGACGCACGGAAACGAACGACCAUUCAAAUGUCACAUGUGCAGUAAAACAUUCAAAACAUCCGGCAAUCUGAAGAAGCACAUAUUGACGCAUGGAAACAUGCGGUUAUUCGAAUGUAACGCAUAUGGUAGGAAAUUCACACAAACAGUUAGUUUGGAUAGACACAUGGCAACACACGGAAGUUCGGGUGAGAAGCUGUGUUCUUCAAUAUCAAAUGAAGGCGAUGAGGCAAUACAAGCAGCAAUAAAAAAUGAAGAAAUGAGUACUAUGACUAAUGACAGUAAAACAAACGAAAAACGGUACAAAUGUGAAGUAUGCGAUAAGCAGUUCGGAUGUUCAAGUAAUCUGAAUCGCCAUAAGCGUUCUGAAGAGACACCAAUUGAUGCACGGAAACAUACGACCAUUCAAAUGUUACAUGUGUAA
Cercopithifilaria johnstoni is the source of this 978-nucleotide messenger RNA. The record is from the annotation of a GenBank genome assembly. Lineage: Eukaryota; Metazoa; Nematoda; Chromadorea; Rhabditida; Onchocercidae.